ACGGGUACGAGCGGAAGCCAUGUUUGUUGUUCUUCCUUCUGUUUCCGAGACGUUCAGGGUCUAAACGGGUUCGCCAGCCGUGUCUGCAUGUCUCUACCAAUUCCCUCUAUAAAUCGUCUUCUACUGCUCCCGAAUGAAGAUUAACAGGUAUGCCAAAGGAAAAAUAUGAUCCUCCAGAUCCCCGCAGAUGUUACACCAUCAUGUCAGCCGAGGAGGCGGCCAAUGGGAAGAAGUCUUACUGGGCCGAGCUCGAGAUAUCUGGGCGGGUAAGGAGCCUGAGCACCUCGUUAUGGACGCUCACCCACCUGACGGCACUGCACAUCAACGACAACAACCUGACCCGCAUCCCACCGGACAUCGCCAAGCUGCCCAACCUGGUCUACCUGAACCUAUCAUCUAAUAAGCUCCGCAGCCUGCCCGCCGAACUGGGCAACAUGGUCUCUCUCAGGGAAUUGCUUUUAAACAACAAUCUUUUACGAGUUCUGCCUUAUGAACUUGGGAGGCUUUUCCAGUUACAAACCCUGGGUCUAAAAGGAAACCCUUUGUCCCAAGACAUCCUCAAUCUGUACCAGGAGCCGGACGGAACCAGAAAGCUUUUGAACUACAUGCUCGACAAUCUAGCAGUGCACCCAGAGCAGCUCCCCCAAAGACCUUGGAUCACUCUGAAAGAGCGAGACCAAAUGACUCCCACAGCCGUGUUCACGGUCAUGUGCUACAACGUGCUGUGUGACAAGUACGCCACGCGACAGCUGUACGGCUACUGUCCAUCCUGGGCCCUCAACUGGGAGUACCGGAAGAAAGGCAUCAUGGAGGAAAUCACCAACUGUGACGCUGACAUCAUCAGCCUGCAGGAGGUGGAGACGGAGCAGUACUACACUUUGUUUCUGGAAACGCUAAAGGAGCGCGGCUACGAUGGCUACUUCUGUCCAAAGUCUCGUGCCAAGCUGGUUUCUGAACAGGAGAGGAAACACGUGGACGGCUGCGCUGUGUUCUUCAAGACCGAGAAGUUUACUUUGGUCCAGAAACACACUGUGGAGUUCAACCAGGUGGCCAUGGCCAACUCUGAGGGCUCAGAGGUCAUGCUGAACAGAGUGAUGACCAAAGACAACAUCGGGGUGGCCGUGCUGCUCGAGGUCAACAAGGACAUGUUCUCCGAUGGCAUGAAGCCACUACAGGAGAGGCAGCUGAUCCUGGUGGCCAACGCCCACAUGCACUGGGACCCCGAGUACUCGGACGUCAAGUUGAUCCAAACCAUGAUGUUCCUGUCGGAGCUGAAGAGCAUCGCUGAGAGGGCCUCGGGCUCCGUGGCGACCAGUUCACCAACCUCCGACCCAUCCUCCAUCCCCAUCGUCCUGUGUGCUGACCUCAACUCGCUGCCCGACUCCGGUGUGGUGGAAUACCUGAGCAACGGAGGAGUGGCCGAGAACCACAAGGACUUCAAGGAGCUACGCUACAAUGAAUGUCUGACCAACUUCAACUGCAACGGCAAGAACGGCAAUUCAGACGGAAGCAUCACACACAGCUUCCAGCUGAAGAGCGCCUACGACAGAAAUCUGAUGCCUUACACCAACUACACAUAUGACUUUAAGGGCGUGAUCGACUACAUCUUCUUCUCCAAGACCCACAUGAGUGUCCUGGGCCUGCUGGGACCGCUGGACAGCCAGUGGCUCAUCGACAACAACAUCACCGGCUGUCCCCACCCCCACAUCCCCUCGGACCACUUCUCCCUGCUGGCCCAGCUGGAGCUGCAGCCUCCCCUGCCCCAUCCGCUCAACCCCCUCAACGGGCUGCACCUGCCGGUCCACAGGUAGUGCAGCCCGAGAGAGCCCCACCCACCCUUCUUACCCCACCUUCAAACACUGUCCUCCCCCCCCUCCAGCUUUAUACAGGACCCUGUACAGUUUGCCGAUCAUGUUAAAGCUCAGACACCAUCCGACACCUCCAACCCUAAGACAGACCUACCCAAAAGGAGUGAAGUAUUCGCCCGUUUGUUGCUCCUUUUUGUGUUUUUGCACACUGUAAAUGUUUUAUUUUAUUUUUUCUUUCUCCCCUUGAAAAGGCUUGAUACCAAAUGUUGGGCUUGGGAUGAAGUUGCUAUGGUAACCCCCAAUGUCAGUAGUUUUUUUUUGCCUUAGAUAUGAUAAUGGUCGCUUGUUCAUUCUGCUCCUACAACAACAAACCUUAACUAAUACUAUCAACUUUUUAAAGAUAAAUCUACUACACAAAUGUCAGCAGAUGAGCUGAAUAUCAUUUGGGGUUUUUUUCUCAUUUCACACAGCUGUGAAAUAAUCUUUUUAGAGUAAAAACACAACAUAAUAUUAAUGCUGCAGCACAACAUGUAUGUUGUCACAGUCUAUAGAACUGGAACUUGCUAUCACUCCCAAAUUAUUACAGGUAUUUUAAUAAACGGAGUAACACUACAAACCAUUGAAUCGAAUUUAGGAAUGUUUUACGAGGAUGUGAAAGGUCCAUAUUUUCAAUUCUGAUCAGCCGUGAAACACCAAAAUACAUGUGAGAAAAUACCUGCGAUUUUUAAAAUAUAUAAAUAAAAAGUACUGAUUGGCCGUUUUAAAAGUAAUGUAACGUCACUGUAGCACUAAAUUGGUGUGUUUCAUAUGGAAACUAGAAUAUGAAAUCAUCUCAUGUCUCAGCUGCGGGUCACAUAACAGCACUGAUAAUAUUGAUGACAGAUUUUUUUAAGGGGGCUUUCAGAUUGACACUUGCAUUGUGGAAAAUAAUGGAAUGAAAAGGGUGUCGCCUGACUCGUCCUUCUUGCCAGGGAGCAACUCUCAACCUGAAAGCCGCCUCACAGUGCUGCGUGACUGUUACCGAGAUGUUCAUCUCGGCCGAUUCAUGCUCACUGUAGUUUAAAAGAUGCAACUCGUGAGUUUUCUGCAGCACUAUCAAGUAAUAAAACAAUCACUUUAGACCAAAUGAGUCCUCAAAUCCCAAAUAUUUGUAAGCAUCGCAACCAAAUUAGCCCCAUACUCUUUGACUUGCUUUAAAGAAUAUUUUAACACAUGAAAUAUAUUUGUAACACAAUCCUGUCAUUGACAAACAAUGCGCUUUACACUUUUAGCUUUUGAAGUCGUGCUUUUGAACACCUACGGUCUUAAAAGAGUAUCGUCCUGUUUCCCAUCACCUGACUGGCCAAAGAAUCUCCCCAGAAUGAGUGACUUAUGCUCUGUCAAUAAUAAGAUAAUAUUUAUUUAUUGGUGCCAGAGAAAAAAACUUCCUGAGAAGAAUCUGCUAAUGAUUCGUGACCAGGAGCCGAAUGUAUUUACCAAAGGCUCACUAUGAAAUUGGUUGUUGGAGCCUCUUAAUGCCAGAUUCCUGUGGACUCUAAACUUUGUAUGUUUGUGUCAGAUGAUUAGAACUAAUAGCCCUUUAUGUAAGUUGUAACUCAGGGCUAUGCUAUGCAUCCAGCAGUACCUCUUAAACUCUCAGACUCUCAGAGUCGCAUCGUACAAGCAAAACCAAACAGGAAGCUAUUGUUCUGCAAAUCCUUUAUAAGCACAGGUAAUGUAUGUACUUACAUACAUAUAUGUUGUUGUUGUAGAAGUCCCGCGUCUUUGUGCAUUUUUGAUAAAACUGCUGCUGCACUUUUGCUCCAUUCCCAAAAAGAAUAACUUGGGAAAAUCAAAUUUGUCAAAUUUUUGAGUCGUCAGAAGGUGCAAAAAGCAUUCAAAUAAAUUUGGUUUAGAGACACUUUGGAGUUUUAAAACAUCAUAAUUUGGUUUUGUUUGGCUUUUAAGAGAGGCUCAAGUAUCAAUGUGGAAACGACAGGAUAAAUGAAUGCAGAGGUUGGACUGGGUAUCAAUACUUGCGCCAAUAUGAUACACUACCUGAGUUUCAGUACCAAUCCAAAAUUUUGACUUUUUAAAAAAAUAUUUUGAGAAAUUCUAAAAUGAAAUUCUAGAAAACCACCUUUUUCCUUUACAAAAGGGGCCAAACUUCUCAACAGUUUAAUGGCAUUUAAACCAGUGGCUCCAAACCUUGGGACCCCACACAAGGGAUCAUGACAUAAUUAACAGGCCCCUAGGAACCACUGGGGGCCUGUUAACAUUCAAUGCCAACUUUCAGUACUUCAGACAUUUUUCGAUAUUUAGUGCAACAGACACAUUUUGAUUGGUACAAAAAAGAAUAUUGAGGAUUGAUAGCCAGCCCUAUCUAUGCAGGGGACUCUAUAAUAGUUGCCUGCACAUGCAUUCACAGUGUUUAACAUAUCUGGCACAUUUCCCACUGUAGCGUCUAGUAAACCCUGACUUUUGGAGAUUGAAGUAGUUAAAUUAGUCAAAGCAUUUGCUCUGUUCAGUAUUUGAAAAGAAAAGCCAUAAUUUUGGGAUUUUGCGUCAGCACAACACGGCACCCUGUAACCUCAGCUUUAAACUGCAGUCAGAUCAGUUUUACCGGCCUGGACAGGCAGUAUCGGCUUUGCUUCAUUUGCGCAUGAUUUGACGCUAACGCUAUUGGAUACACCUCCAGUUUUGGUGGAGUUGAUGAAGUCUAUCUUUGUGAGCAUUUUGAGGCCUAUACUUCACUCCUAAACUCACCUCACUGGGUUUUCUGAUUUUGUACAACAGCUGUACAUAAAUUAAAUUGCCCUUGAUGACGGGGCGUCUUUCACAUCUGUGAGGGGAAUGUACCUUUCUCCGAUAAAGGGGCGUAUUUUUUCUCACAAAUCUAAGAUGUACUUGUUGUACUUUUUUUCUUUACCCGGUGCACUAAAAUCUCAUAUGUGAAUACAGUACCACCUCCACCUGUCUCUCUUGUAGAGACAAAACGUCUCUGUCCAACUUUGUUUUUGAACUACGGGCAUUUUCUGUCUCUAACUAACAUGCAGUCUUUCAAUUGGUACUUUGUACAAUUCAGUAUUACCAAGUUUUUGAGAAAAAAAGAUAAAUGUUCUAGGUUUAAAAGCAGUUUGUCUUGAUGGCUUUUAUUUCUCCAGUGCACAUCUAAGUGUCCGUUCAAAGCUUUUCACGCUCUGAGAUGAUGCUUAAUCAAAAUUAUUUUGGUUUAUUCCUCUUUCUACUUGAUGUUUCACAAAAAUGGUUUUCCAGAUCCCUUUCAUAUCUCUCUUCACACACAUCAUCCAACAUCCACAGCCACUUCUUUUACUUUUUCCACAAUAAUAUCCAGCCAAUCACUACCUACAAGCAUUUGACCUGUUAAUUUUGUCUCUGUAGAGUGCACCUCACAUACUUUUUCUACAAACAACGUGCCUAGUUUGUACAAUAUCUCCAACAGCAGCACUGCCCAUGAGACCAAGACGCUCAGAGAUUACCCAGCGCCAUCAUCCAGCCAUCCAUCCAUCCUUUCAUCCCUCCAAUCCUUCCUGAACCAACCUUUAGGGAUGAGAUCAUGAGGAAUUGAAACUGAGGAAUCAUUGCUCACCUCAGACAGUUUUUUUUUUUUUUUUUUAGUCCAACAGCUUUUUUGUAUCCAUAACAUCGAGGACAAAUCAGUCAUUUCUACCAGAUAUCUGAAAUGCACACUCUCACUUGUUUGCGGUUUCCCUGGUGACUUUUUUUUUUUGUUGCAGUUUUUCUCUGCAAAGAGGUUGCUGUAUCUUUCACAGGAUUAUCACGGCCAUCACUGCAUGUGAUUUCUGAAUGUAAAACUUCUGUUGUUCAGUAUCUGGGCCUAGUUUGUUUUAGUUUUGUUUUUGUUUUUUUCUUCAUUCAAGCUGAUUUUACAGCAAUGUGGUCGCUUCAUGAGGUUAUUAGUCUUUGGCGGCCAAUAAGACGCCCAGCUGCGUUCACCGGAGAAAAUGAUGAUUAUCUGACAAAGCAUUUAGCAUUUGGAUGAACAUGUUUGUUGUCUUAAAUCUGCAUUUGCAAGUUGAAUUUGAUGGCCUCCAACUAGGCCAGGUCGCUGCAUCCAAACCGGGAAAGGAAACUGUGGAAAUAUUUUCUUCCCAGUGUAUUAACCUGUAAAUAAUGAUGUGGAAAAGGAAUUCAAAAACACAACAAACUCCAAAUAAGUCUGAUGAAAAUGAGAUUAUGCACAAUUCAAAUUGAGUCAAUACAACCUUUUAAAAUGCAUGGCAUUCUUUGUUAAUUUACAAUACUGACCACAGGUUAAUGCACUGGUAAAUUUGCUGAGGCCAUUAUAAAAUGAGUAAUACCAUAAGAUUUGGACUACAAAGGGGAAAGGCAGCAACUUCAGUGUCAAAACACUUUCAAAAGUCUUACCCGUCAGUUGGUUUGACGGUUGAAAAACAACUUUCAGUUUCCUGUCUUUCCUUCAAAAUUGUAAUUGGCAUCUGUCAUCUUAGAGUGACAAGAACAAACAAUGCAAGGCUGUUACUGCUGUUAUUUUCUUCCUAGAAAGUAUUUUAUAGUUGCUGCCUUUCAGCAACUUUCAGCAGAUUUGAUCUAUUUAUGUGUAGUAAGUGAAGUGAAACUGGGUGAGGAUCCUCAGCCACCAGCAGUCACCAACAAAGGUGCUACAUUAUUUCUCAAGAGGAUUUUAAAGAACUGCACUUAAACCUGUAAUAUGUAAUAACAGUAUUAAGUUUCUGUUACCAGAUUACAGACAAGUAGCUCUUCACCACAUUGGUUUUCAAUCCCACCAGCCUCCACCGCAGACAGGAGGGAGCAGCCAGUGAGCAUUUGGUUGGAAGGAAAACUUUGUGGUGGAGAGCUGCUAAAAUUAGACAAAGCUGGUUUUGUAUUGUGGAAGCCAAAGCAGUUAAACAAUUAAAUGUCAAAGAUGCAAAACUGCAGCAACACAAGUUACUGUUUGCCUGCGAUGACAAGUGGAAGUUUGUCAUAUAGGUGGCAACAUAGGUGGCAGUGGUGACUUUGUUGUUUUCCUCUGAUAAAAAAAUACAGAUCUAUCCUUUGUAGAGGUCCUGUUUACAUACUUACUAAUCUGAGUUACAGCGCACAUGGGAGGUGUAAAAUCAAAGUGGAAUUUUAAUCCCCCACCCACUCCCAAAAAGAAAGAACGUGCAUAAAUGAAUAAAUAGAUAAAUGAAAAGAUUUAAAAUCAGCGAAAGGCAUUAAAUGAUCUUGUUAGUUUCUUUUUUUUUUGAAAGGUAUUACAACUUUACAAAAAACAGGAUGACAUAUAUAUAACUUAAAAAUAGGAAUGACUACAGGACCUGUCAUCGAUGUUGAAGGAAGAUCUCCUGCUCUAAUUUGGGGAAUUUUCAUGCUUUCAUAUGAAAGAUUUGAAAGAUUGCAUGCUCCCCUGUGAAUUGAUAAAGUUUUUAUAAUAAUAUUAUUAUUUAUAUCACACCUUUCUCAAAGGGGAACCCUGAUUUUACAUAUGAAGUUCAGAUUACUUGUCAGGAAGAGAACUACUCGGUGUGAAGCAGCUCUAUAAUGUCAUCUCUCAAGAUUACCGUGCAAUGCUAUGGUCACCUUAGCUCAUGCCUAGAGACUGUAAAUGUUUAACAGAAAGCCUGCGUUACAAACUGGAGGUGUGGGAUGUGGAACAAGUUAGGGGGUCUAAUGAAAGACGCUAUUGAGCUGCAAUUUGGAAAUUGUAGGAUCAAUUGUUUUUGCAGCUUGACCCAUGCUAGCGACUGCAAGUCAGGAUAUCUCGGCCUCUGCUGCUGAGAUUUUGACCAUCUUUUUGUAUUCUCUUGUGAGUGCCCCAACUUUAUGGAGAUACUAAAUGACUGAAGUAGACCUUUACCAAAGUUAGGAAGUGUUUUACAAGGAAAAGAAGCAAUACAAUCAAAUCAAGCAAAUGCAAAUAAAAACAAAUAAUGAGAUACUUUUUAAUAAAUUCAAUUCAAUUUCAUUAGUUUUCAGCCAGUUUGAAGCAGGAUGUUUUUCCUCAGUUCCCCAAAAAGCUGACAUUUGGGGAACUGGUUUUCAGGUUUUCAUCCAGCCUCUGUGGUUCCUGGGGGCCCAAAGAAGGCAUCAGUCAUUACUUGGCUCAACACUCUUGUAUGUAUAGAAAGAAUUUUUUGCCAUAUUGAAGCAGUGAUAUUUACAUGAAUGAAUGGAGGACUUCUACAAAGGCUACAGCUGUAUUUAAUAUGUGAGCAGUUACACCUCAGUUGAAACCAAACAUGCUCAACAGCACUUGUGUCAUCUCUCCAUACAAAGCCCUGACUCUCCCCACCUCCUGUAGGCAAUAAACUUAAUUUUUCAAGA
Messenger RNA from Siniperca chuatsi (mandarin fish), 8117 nucleotides. RefSeq names its product CCR4-NOT transcription complex, subunit 6-like (gene cnot6l). The record is from RefSeq and is a predicted model, not a curated record. The coding region runs from base 150 to 1811 and encodes 553 amino acids. The transcript is spliced from 12 exons. Gene Ontology annotation, biological process: nuclear-transcribed mRNA poly(A) tail shortening. Gene Ontology annotation, cellular component: CCR4-NOT complex; cytoplasm; nucleus. NCBI's taxonomy places the organism in Eukaryota, Metazoa, Chordata, Actinopteri, Centrarchiformes, Sinipercidae. Gene Ontology annotation, molecular function: protein binding; poly(A)-specific ribonuclease activity.